UUACAGUAGUACAAUUGGCACGGCUCCUUUAAGUACAGUAACUUGUUUACGAGACCCUUUCACCUAUUCCGACAAAGUAAGGCGGGCCAUAUGCCUUGAGUUAUUUCUAUUGGAAGUUAAUAUUUGUCGUCAAAAAUUGGCCGGUUCUUAAAAGUGGGCGUUAGGAUUGUGUAAGCAAUGGCCUCCAUUGUGGCUCCCUGACGACUGACAGAUUUUCUUGUGUUCAAGGCUAGAAGAUCCGAAAUGGCGACCACAGCGAAACGGUUUCCUUCAACGUGUUAUGCGAUCCGUUUUACGUCAGGGAGCAUGUAGAUCCAACUCAGGGCAUGUGUCACAUGAUUCAUAGAGCCCAGCUGCCCAAUUCCAAUAUGGUGGUCAGCUUGGCAGACUUACGUUUCUUGUUGACGAUAUUGUUCUUCUGCGGGUUCGGUUUCGGCGCCUGCAGUCAGGAAGCCCCGCAGGUUCUUGGGCUGCGUCUGGAGGAGCCUCCGGCGCAGGUAUUUAUGCAGAAUCGGAUCAUCGUAGCGCAGUACGGAGCCAAUUUCCAGCUGCGAUUGUUUGGUUCUCACCUGUAUAAUAGAACUUGGCCGUGGGUUGCUUUCGCUAAAGCUGCAGAGGGGGAGGCAGGUGCUGUAGGAGAUGCAGCAGACCCGUGCGAGAAGGAAUACCGCCGGAAUUCUACUGCGUUCCAAGUCACGGGAACGUUCAGUGCGGAUGAGGAGAACAGUGGGUUGAUAACGGUCCAGGCGACCGAUGAUAGCGCCUCUGCUGCAUCCGGGGUAGGAGAUGAGACCAAUCCGGGAUACCAUCACGUAUGCGUCCUACAAGGCGUCAAGUGGGUAUCCCUGGGUCCAGACAGAUUGCGUAUUGUGAAAGACCUUGGGCGCGCGAGCGAUUACAUUCCGGCAUGGGGCUUGGCGGUGGGUAUCGUGUCGAUAAUUUGUGGCUGUGCGGUGUUUAGAAGUCUAAAUCUGAGCUUGUUAUGGUUGGAUCCUUUGGAGUUGUACGUGCUGCACAGCUGUGGAUCUGAGAAAGAGAAGCGGACUGCAAAGCGACUGGAGCCAGUGAGAAGACGGGGCAAUUUCUUGGCAUGCGCUCUGUUGUUUACCUGCGCAGUGGGGCAUUCCGCUCUCGGCAUUUUGUUCUACCGCGCCCUGGGAUCUGUUGUGCUCUCUGUGUUCGUGUGUGGUCUCAUAAUCUUUCUUUUGGCCGAAUUGCUACCGCACGUAAUAUGCUCCGGUUACGGAUUCCAGAUCGCGCCGAACAUUACGUGGUUAGCUCAGGUCUGUAUGGUGCUGACCUGCCCGCUGUCCUGCCCGCUGGGUCUGCUUCUAGAUCUGGCCUUGCGCCGCGACAUCAACACCUGCAGUGUGCGCGAGAAGACCAUGGAGAUGAUCAGGACCAACGUCAACGACCCAUACAACGAAUUUGUCAAGGAAGAGUUCAGCCGCGGUGCCCUAAGGACCAAAACGGUGGAGGACAUCCUGACUCCACUGAAAGAUUGCUUCAUGCUUCCUUCCACCGCUGUGCUGGACUUCGGAACCAUGUCGGAGAUUAUGCAGAGUGGUUACACGCGGGUUCCCGUGUACGAGGAAGAGCGUUCGAACAUCGUGGAAAUCCUGUAUGUCAAGGACCUAGCUCUGGUGGACCCAGAUGACUGUACGCCAAUGACCACCAUCACAAAGUUCUACAACCACCCUUUGCACUUUGUUUUCAAUGACACCAAACUGGAUGCCAUGCUUGAGGAGUUCAAGAAAGGUAAUUCUCACCUGGCCAUAGUACAGAAGGUAAACAAUGAGGGGGAGGGGGAUCCUUUCUAUGAGGUGCUGGGUCUGGUCACAUUAGAGGACGUCAUUGAGGAGAUCAUCAAGUCCGAGAUCCUGGACGAGUCCGAUGGCUACAUGGAAACCAAGGUCAAGCGUCCACUCGCCCCUCUGGAGAUCCCAUUGGAGCCCCGGACCGUCCAUGAGGAGUUUUCCCUCUUUAAGCUGCCCGAGGGGGAGCCUAAAAUCCGCACCUCCCCCCAGCUACUCCUCGCCACGCAUCGCUUCCUGUCCCGAGAGGUGGAACACUUCAGUCCUCAGCGCAUGUCUGAGAGGGUGCUGUUCCACCUCCUGCGGCACCCCAGUGUCAACCAGGAGGUGAAGUUUGACCCAGGAAAUAGACUGAGUCCCGAUCACUACCUGUACACCCGCAACCACCCUGUGGACUACUUCAUCCUGCUGCUGCAGGGUCGUGUGGAAGUAGAAAUCGGCAAGGAGGGCCUCAAGUUUGAGAAUGGGGCCUUCACGUACUAUGGCGUGUCUGCAUUGACUGUGCCCUCCUCAGUGCAUCAGUCCCCCGUGUCCACACAGCGUCCCUCCCCGAGGGACCCCUUUGAGCUUGGGGAGGCAUCCAGUCCGUCCAGCUACUGCCCCGACUACACCGUCCGUGACUGA
This is a messenger RNA of Anguilla rostrata (American eel), 2438 nucleotides long. Its product is annotated as metal transporter CNNM3. Bases 327 to 2438 code for a protein of 703 amino acids. The record is from RefSeq and is a predicted model, not a curated record. Gene Ontology annotation, cellular component: plasma membrane; cytoplasm. Gene Ontology annotation, molecular function: transmembrane transporter activity. Gene Ontology annotation, biological process: transport; intracellular manganese ion homeostasis; magnesium ion homeostasis. The transcript has 6 exons. NCBI's taxonomy places the organism in Eukaryota, Metazoa, Chordata, Actinopteri, Anguilliformes, Anguillidae.